Drosophila obscura is the source of this 807-nucleotide messenger RNA. RefSeq lists its product as uncharacterized. The record is from RefSeq and is a predicted model, not a curated record. Bases 1 to 807 code for a protein of 268 amino acids. Lineage: Eukaryota; Metazoa; Arthropoda; Insecta; Diptera; Drosophilidae. The transcript is spliced from 3 exons.
AUGGGGAAUCUUCCAGCAGACAGGUUUAGGGAAGGUCGUCCGUUCCUGAUUUGCGGGGUAGACUUUUGUGGUCCCAUCAACGUCUCGCUUCGGAUUCGAGGUCGUCAGCCGCUCAAAAUGUACGUAGCGCUUCAUCGCAAGACGUGGCGUUCCGCUGAGGAUGUAUUCCGACAAUGGGACAAAUUUCGUUGGAGCCCGGAACGAGCUGCAGAGGCUUCAGGAAGCGUUCGAGGAGCAGCAGUCCAGCCUGAGGACGUUCGCGGCGGAGCAAGGGAUGGAGUGGAAGUUCAUCCCCCGCGAGCACCGCACUUCGGCGGUUUAUGGGAGGCGGCCGUCAAGUCGGCAAAGCUGCUGAUCGUGCGGCAGGUCGCGGACGCCGCGCUCACCGAGAGCGAGGUGAGGACCGUGUUGGCCGAGGCCAUCAUGAAUUCCAGGCCGCUCACUCCAGCCAGGUGCGAGCCAGACGGACGGAGCAGCGGUACCACCUAUACCAAGAGGUGGCAACUACUCUCCGAGCUCAAGCGACGGUUCUGGCAGGCUUGGUCGAAGGACUACGUCCACAACCUGCAGGGACGCAGCAAAUGGCAAACCCCAGAGGCCAACAUCGAGGUCGGCGCCAUGGUGGUGGUCCACAACGACCAUACGCCGCCGCAGCAGUGGAUCACCGGCAGUCCAAUGGAUGCCAAUUACUCUAUAGUCCGGUAUUCAGAUCAGAAAAAAGAUUUAUUGCAACACGUGCCAUACAUUUUGCUAGCGGCCGAGUGUGACCAGAGGUAUGCAGUACAUGCCAUACUGUUACACUUGUGA